Messenger RNA from Mauremys mutica (yellowpond turtle), 890 nucleotides. RefSeq names its product cellular retinoic acid binding protein 1 (gene CRABP1). The record is from RefSeq and is a predicted model, not a curated record. Gene Ontology annotation, biological process: fatty acid transport. Gene Ontology annotation, cellular component: nucleus; cytosol. NCBI's taxonomy places the organism in Eukaryota, Metazoa, Chordata, Testudines, Geoemydidae. The transcript has 4 exons. The coding region runs from base 273 to 605 and encodes 110 amino acids. Gene Ontology annotation, molecular function: fatty acid binding.
CGUUCCGCCGAGCCUAGCGCCACAGGCAGGGCCAGCAUGGUCCGUGCAAACCUGAGCGAGUAACGCACCUGCACGGCGCUGGCAAAGGCCAAGCCGCCGCUGCCAACCCGACUGACAAACGCCGCCACACCACUAAACCCAGGCAGCCAGGGCAGACCUAUUCAUCCCAACGAUGAAUGGCACAUUCCUAAUGAAUAGUGCCGCCGUUUAACUAGCGAUCCCGCUACUAAAUGCAACCCUCUUAAUAACAGCUCCAUUGCGGUGUCAAUGCGAUGCUCAGGAAAGUGGCAGUGGCAGCCGCCUCCAAACCGCACGUGGAGAUCCGCCAGGAUGGGGACCAGUUCUACAUCAAAACGUCUACCACCGUCCGCACCACUGAGAUCAACUUCAAAGUAGGGGAGAGCUUCGAAGAGGAGACUGUGGAUGGCAGAAAAUGCAGGAGUUUAGCCACUUGGGAGAAUGAAAACAAGAUCUAUUGCAAACAAACUCUUAUUGAGGGAGAGGGCCCUAAAACAUAUUGGACUCGGGAAUUAGCUAACGAUGAGCUGAUUUUGACUUUUGGUGCCGAUGAUGUUGUGUGCACAAGAAUUUAUGUAAGAGAAUGAAGAACACCAAUUGACUUGUCACCUGGGAUGGAGUGGAGGAUUAAGAGGCAGCCGUUGUGAGAAAUCCUGCAUAAUGAAUAUCUAUGUGUACUGUUACUAAUGCAGCAUUGUAUGUGACCACGUGUGUCAUAUCAGAAUCCCUAUCUGCUGUUAAGUGUAUUUUGCUUUUGUUUUGCAUAACAAACACUGUUCCUUUUGAUUCUUAUGCCAUCGCUUUUCUGUCUACUUUGUAUUUUGUAGUUACAAAUUUGUAUCAGUUAUUAAAUUUAUUGGGCAUAACUCACA